Geodia barretti is the source of this 667-nucleotide messenger RNA. The record is from the annotation of a GenBank genome assembly. Lineage: Eukaryota; Metazoa; Porifera; Demospongiae; Tetractinellida; Geodiidae.
GACGGUUGCGUGUGCUACGACUGCAUGUCGGAAGCUUUCAUUUCUAGGCUACAAAGUCGAAUGGUGAGUGUCACACCAUGCCGCACUUUGUACAGUUCUGCAGUUAUUCUUUGAGGACUGUGACUACCAAGUUACAGAGGGAUCUCGUUUGUCAAGGCCUCUUCGUGUGCACUACUAUGGACCAGUUCAAAACCCAUUUACACUCAUACUGAGAACAAUGUCAGUGAGCAGUGCAGAAAGUAUCGGUGUGGGAAACUUCAUUGGCUCUGACACAAUUUCAAAUUCUUCUAGAGCUACAGCAACUGCUGAUUUUACCGUGUCCACUAGAACUGUUACUGUUCCUGCCAAUCCAAACAUUGGGACUCAAACAUUUCAAUUUCCUGAAUUCUUUCGUGUUGUUGAUGACAAUAUCAAUGAGAUGGACCAGAUCUUCGUUCUUGCUGUUGAGAUUGGAGCAGAUGUUUCAAUUGGAUCGGGCUGUUUUCUGUUGGCUGCAGAAAGGACUGAAUGCUUUGGUCGUCAUGGAGCUACAAGAAUCAUUAUCAAAGACAAUGACCCUAUGAUCAUUGGAUUUACUGAACGGAGCAGGACUGUCUCAGAGAGUGUAGCCGUAACGAUUCCCUCUUACUCCUCUGCAUAGACAGUGGCUUCCCUUGAGAGUUUCUGA